Messenger RNA from Aureobasidium musti, 1575 nucleotides. The record is from the annotation of a GenBank genome assembly. NCBI's taxonomy places the organism in Eukaryota, Fungi, Ascomycota, Dothideomycetes, Dothideales, Saccotheciaceae.
AUGGGUACUGGCAAAAUCUCUAGCCGUACCGAGCGCGCCAUUGGUCUUGCAGGAGAACAUGACUAUGCUGUGCUAGACAUGAGAGAAGUCGACGGGCAGAAGCUGAUGCUCGUCAAGAACCCCUGGUGCGAAGGGAUGUCGUGGAGGGGUAGUAUUCCUAGGUCUCCUGUUGAUGAUCAAGAUGAGGAAGAUGAAGAAGUCCUCCCAUCAUCACGAGAUCUCUUGAAUAAAGAUGACAAGCUGACACCCGGUACUUUUUGGAUAGACCUCAACAGUGUGAUGCAGUACUUCGAGUCCAUCUACCUGAAUUGGAACCCAGGACUCUUCUUCCAUCGUCAGGACAUCCAUUUCGCCUGGGAUCUAUCGGCGUCAUCCUCGAGCAGCAAGUACAAGAGUUUCAGCAACAACCAACAAUUUUGUGUGUCUGUAGUAGCUCCAAGUACUGUUUGGUUUCUUCUGAGUCGACACUUCAAAGAUGGAAGAGAAAACGACCAUCCUUCGGAAUACAUCAGCCUAUACUUGUUCGACAACAAUGGUGCCAAAGUCUACUUGAGUGAUGGGGCCAUGCAACGCGGGCCUUUCGUGGACUCCCCACAAACUCUUCUUCGUCUGGAUAACUUGGAGGCGAAUGAAAAGUACACGAUUGUCCCAGUCGAACAAGACCUUGGGCCAACCGUUCACUCUUUCACUCUUUCUGUUUUUGCGGAGCAACGCAUCACGAUCGAUGAGGCGCCCAACAAGUAUCUCUGUCAAAAGACUAUCACCGCGGCUUGGACGGACGAGACUGCAGGUGGCAACGCAAACUCGCCGACCUACUCACAAAAUCCGCAGUUUAGUAUUGUCGUCCCUGCAAGAACACCAAUCGCAUUACUUCUCGAGACGGACGUGGAGCAGUUGCACGUUCACGUGAAACUGGUGCAUGGUCGAGGCUCUCGGGUCCAAGCAGUUCGAUCCAAGGAUAUCGUCUUCGAUUCGAAGGACUAUCGCCGUGGUUGUGCCUUAGCACAAUACGCAGAACUCGAAGCAGGUACUUACACCAUAAUUUGCUCUACGUUCGAAGCUGGGCAGAAAGGAAACUUUAGACUGCGAGUAGACAGUAUGGUCGCUACACAACUUUCGAUGCUCCCGCGGCAAGGUGCAGGACGACUGAGACGUGCUUGGGCCAAGGCGGUCUUUGAGGGACAACAGCGCAUGCUAGCAGCACCAAUCGCGCCUAGGCGUCUCACAAAACUCGAUGUGUUCGUUAAGCAAGUCCAGCAAGCGGGUCUUCAAGAGACUGCGAAGACGAGCCAGAGUCGGGAGAGAAGUAUGAUUCGUGUCACACUGGAAAUAGGCACGGGUCCUCAGCGUCGAAUUUUGAUUGCCAGCUCCAAUGGCGAAUAUAGCGAUUCAUCCGCUGGAGUACGAACAGGCGAGAUUGAUCUCUCACCGCAAGAGAUGGGCAAGGUGUGGCUGGUCAUCGAACGAAUGUUUACACCCAUGGACUCGCAAGGAGAGAUGUUUCAGAUUGAAACAUUCACAGAUGCACCUGACACAGUCGACAUAGGGGUAUGGAGACGAUGGGAGGUCGAUUGA